AUGAAGACUCGUAAAAUGUUCAUACGGAUUUGUGUAAUUAUUACCUGUUUACAAUUUGUAAAUAGCCAGGCGUUUUCAUCAAUUAGAAAUCUAGAAAUUGUUUACGCUGAAGAAGGAAAAUUGGUAAAAGCUUUAAGAGACUUUGUGAAUAGGUCGAAGGCCGAAGGACUUCCUGUAGCAGACUCUAUUACUGGCUUUUUAAAGGAUGUAGAAGACGCCAGAUCUCAUGUACAUGAUGUUGAGCUGUGGAUGAGUCAUCCUAUCAAUGCAUUGUAUUUUGUAAGUCGGAUCGCGACAAAAUGGGGACGAAUUAUUUCAUCCAUCGAGUGCGAAACGUGUCUGGAGACUGAUUCUGUCAAAGAUUUUACCAGUGUUUGGACUGCAGCGAAACAGAUUCCAAAUUAUUGGCCAACUUUAUUAGACACUCACCAAAUCUACAAAAGUAUUUUGGCCUUUUGGAAUUUUUACGAUCUCGAUCUCAUUGAUAUUCUUAACGGGAAAAUAGGCGAAAAACAGACCUACCCACUAACAUCGGCCCAAGUCAUCGAAAUGGUAAAACAUUCCAAAUAUGGUAAUAGGCGGUAUGCCGCUGUUGUGUGGCUGCAGGCAUUACACGACCGCCGGAAUAAUACUAAGCUGGAUGUAGACGAAAAUGUUUCGGAACAAGAACUGGACUUCGAACUCGCAACGGCCUAUGCAGAAUACAUGUUUCCAGAGAAGGUUGUGGAUAUAAUGAGCAAAUAUGAAGAUUCCGACGACAGACUGACCCAACUUCGGUACGAUAACCUAGUAAGGCAAGCUUAUCAGAUCCCAAUACAAUACCGACAAAAUGCAGUUGAACGACCCAAACGAAACUGGAAUGAAGACAGAAUACAACACAAGGCUCUGUGUAAAGGAAACGUGACGCAGACUGCAAAUGUACACUUCCUGAAAUGCUUGUACAGACCUACCAGGAUAAGCUAUUACAGAGUGAAGGAAGAAAUUGUUCACCAAAAUCCACGUGUUUCCAUCUUCCAUGGCCUUAUAUCUGAACUUGAGAUUCAAGAACUGCGUCGUCGGGCAGAUAACCAGCUGAAGCAGUCAUUGUCAGCAGAGGAGAAAAAGCAUUGGGUCAAAUUUCAAAUCAGCCAAUCAGCCUGGAUGGCUGAUUCGGAGGAUAGGAUGCUGAAUAGAAUAAACCACAGGAUAAAAUUAGUUACUGGACUUAACACGGCGCACGCUGAACAGAAAUCACUGAUGAAUCAGCACGAGAUUUUAAACUUUGGAGUUGGUGGGAUGCAUCUCUAUCAUUACGACGCAAUGGUAAAGAACGAGUUUUUUGACAUUAACCGAUUUCCAGAAAAGCAAAGAAAUAAAGUAAUGAAUGACAUGGAUAAGAUGGCAACCUGGAUGUUUCACCUGAGUUCUGUGGAAGAGGGUGGUGCCACUGUCUUUCCUAGACUUGGAGUCAGAGUACCAGCAACAAAGGGCUUGGCAUUGUUUUGGUACAACAUGGAUGAAAUGGGAUCCGUGGAUGAGAGAAUGAUUAUCGCUGAAUGUCCCGUUCUGAUUGGUUCAAAGUGGACUUCAAAGAAAUGGAUGAGUUAUGAAGAAAACAGGUCUUCUUUCAGCUGA
Molecule: messenger RNA, 1614 nt
Organism: Ylistrum balloti
Lineage: Eukaryota; Metazoa; Mollusca; Bivalvia; Pectinida; Pectinidae
Product: prolyl 4-hydroxylase subunit alpha-1-like
Exons: 13
Coding region: 1-1614 (537 amino acids)
Biological process (GO): peptidyl-proline hydroxylation to 4-hydroxy-L-proline
Cellular component (GO): endoplasmic reticulum
Molecular function (GO): L-ascorbic acid binding; procollagen-proline 4-dioxygenase activity; iron ion binding
Source: RefSeq, a predicted model, not a curated record